UCAUAGCUUCCGCUUCCGUUUUUCCUUGACAACAUGUAAAUCAAAAUGGCGGCAUAAGAUAGAAGUGUGAAACAUGAGUACUACUGUAGCUGCAAAUGCUCCUGCCCUUCAUGGGUCAGACAGUAAAGCUCUGGUUGCUACUGAAGAUAAGCAGUUGCCAGAUUUGAAAACCAGUGGCCAUGGAAUUGAUAGAAACAAACCUCUUCCGACCAGUUUGAUGAGUGAUUUUAUACCUGAAGAUGUUUUGUUUGCUCUCACACAACCACCUCCUGUCAAAGAUCAGCUUGGACCUCCUUCAAGAACAAGGAACCUUAAUACCUCAAUAUCCUACCCAAGACCUCCACCAAAUGGAGUAUGGAACCAUAAAAGAAGAGAACGAUUUAAGCAUCUGACAGAAAAUCCACCAUGCAUAUGUGGUGCAGGACAAGAUAUAUCUUUCCUGUAUGAUGUCCCCAAUGAUGCUGCCAAUUUAGAAAGACCUGAUAAAAUUGAUAAAAGUGCUGUCAGGAAAGAAAUGAUUGAUAAACAGAAAAAGCCAUUACAAUUACCGGAUACCUUAAUACCAGAGGAAUAUCACAUUGUGAAGAACAAAGGUGUGAUGGGGAUAGAGUUCCAUGAAGACAAGUACAGUACACAGAUACAGGAUCAUGAGAAACAUUUGGUGCUGUUUCCCUCUAUGAAACCUACAAGUCGGUAUGAAGUGAUUCAACUAAAGAAAACAUUUAAUAAAAUGAUGAUAAAGUUAGGAAUAACAGAAACAGAUGUUGAAGUCAAAGGUCCUACUCAGAUUCAUAAUUUGUUAGAACUGAUAAAAAAGGAACAAUCCAUCUUUGAUACAAUUUUUUCAGAGUUGAUACGACAGACAACUAUAGAAUGUGCAGAAAGAGGAGAACUUUUGUCUGCAGUGAGAAAUAAGUACAGAGACCUGAUAAAUAAUGUACCAAAACAGAUAAUGAGUUUACAUGAGGAGGUAAUUGCACAGAGAGCUUUAGACAGGAGAUUGACAGAAGAACUGAUGAGAUUUAAAUCUACUAUUGGUAUAUUAACAAGUGAGUUAUCUGCUGUAAAAGAACAUGACAAGAAAGUAACAAAAGAAGCUAAACAGGCACAGGAAGAUCUGAAGGAAGCAUUAUCUGAGGCUCAGAAGAAUGCUUCACUGUUAUCAGAAUAUCAUGGAUUGUAUGAGUUACAAAGGAGGAGGCUAGAAAAACAAGUCAGCAUGUUAACUGAUGAAAGAGAGUUAUGGAGUAAUGCUGCUUAUAGCUUAGCAUUAAAGGUGACAGAGGAAGCUAACCUUACAACAGCCAAGAGACUACAUGUAAGUGAGAAAGCCUGGGUUAAACUAUCCACUCAUUUUACUAUCCUUUUGAGUGACAGGGACACCCAGGUUCUGACAAACCUUCAAGGUCAUGUAGAGAGGUGGCGUGAUCUGGUAGAGGAGUUUAAAACCGUACAAAACCAGAGAGAGGUUGAGAUGAAGAACAACAUCAAAUCCAUCAGAGGAAAUGUGGAUCAUUGGAUGAAUGAAAUAAGAAAAAUUUGUUUUGGAGAUGAAGUAGAGUUUGAUUACUACAAUGCUGAAGGACAGUUUAGGAGACCACCAGAUGAUGAGAAGUUAAAACUUUUCCUAAUUGAUAUGAAGACCUGGGAAGUGUUAUUAAGCAGGGAAUCAGAGAAAUAUGGUGGAGAGACAUUACUAGAAGGACAAGACAAGUUGACACUGAUCAGAUAUCAGAUGGAGGGAUGGACAGAUAACGCUCUUAAAGUCUUUGGUCGUCAUCGUAAAGAUCCUACCAAAAACCACCCAGACCAAGACAGAAUGGUCACAUUAAACCAGGAAGUUGAAAAUCUUCUUCAUCAGUUUGACAACAGAAUUACAGGGGAAAAUGGUGUAGCCUCACGAGUGAUACAUCUGGCUAAUGGCCUAGAGACAUGGGAUAUGAAGCUAACCUCCCAUUUAAAUGGAGCCUUGUCAAUCAAUGAUAAUGAAUGGGGAAGUCUUGUCCAAAUGAUGGAAGAUUGGUUGGUCGGGAUCGAUGAAGCUGUAGAGUAUGUAGGAACCACCCAGAAAGAGGAAGAUAGAGAGAAAGGAAGACUUCACACAAGCAUUGAUAUUACACAGACAGUGAAAAAAGUACAGAAGUGGGCAUCAUCAGCUACUAACUAUAUUGACAGUGAGGAUGCCUUGCUUGUGGAACAGGUAUCUCAAUAUCAUUCUAAAAUGGUUCUGUGGAUGGUUCAGAUGUUAUUGCGUUUAGCUCCAGACCUGGAGGGCAACUCUAAGGAAGCAGCAGAGAUGGCACUCAUUGCUAGUUUACCACUUAAUGAACUACAUUCCAAUAUAAAAGUUCUGUUAGAGCAGUUAGAAGAUUUCUCCAGAUAUGUUGCAUUAUUAGUAGGACGCACUUUGUUUGAAAUUGAUAAAGUAGACUUAUUAUAUGCUAUGGCUAAAGAGUAUGCUGACGAGUAUGCUGAAGAGUGCUGUACAGGAAUUGUUAUGGAAAAUACAGAACAAAGAAGGAAUAACAAUGAGGAUAAUCCUGAACAUGAACUGAAAGAUAUGAAUGGACUUAGGCGUGAGUGUAAAGAUUGGAUAAAUACAGCCAAGAUUUUGACAAGUCAGCUAUUAGAGGAACCAAUUGAUACUUUGUUCCCUCGCCCAGUAUCUCUAGAUGACAAUGUGCCAGAAAAGCGCAAGGAUUCACAAGAUGAUUAUAAAUCCUACCAUGAUCAAGAAAAAAUACCAACUGAGGCUGCUCCAAAGCCUAGGGAAACUGUCAGUCCAACUGAUACAGAAGAGAAAAAGGAACCAGUACAACCUUCUGCUCCUCCACCUGAACCUGCCCAACAACAACAAGCACCACCAGAAAAGAUAGAAGACAUGAUGGAGGUCAUAGGUCGUGAUGACAAUACACAUAAACAGACAUUGGAACAUAGCACAGAUGCUCCACCUCCCCAAUCAACAGCUGCAGUGCUUCAGAGAAUUCCUGGUGCCCCUGAUCCACAGAAAUCUUUUGAGGCUUUGUCUGCUGUCGAAUCACUACAGAGCCAAUUGAUAGCCACAGAACAAAGGGCUCAAGAAUCAGAAGAAAGAUCAGCCAACUUGGAAGUUGAAUUAGCAGCUAGUCAGGAGAAGUUGCGUGAGUUAGAAAAACGUCUGGCUAAAAUUGAACAGGGUGAAGCUGUACCAACAGAGGAGAGUGCUGCCAGUACUCCACAGAAAGUAGAAUCUGUGUCUCCACCUAAAACACCUAGUAAGGAGAAAUCUGAUGCUAAAGAGGACAAAAAGAGGCCCGAGUCAACAGCAUCUAAAUCUAGUUCUAAGUCUAGUAAAUCUAGGAAGAAGUAAUUUAUGAACAAAAAACUAACUUUAUGUCACCUUAAGUCACAUAGUUUUAUUUGGCACACGAUAUAGUUUUAUGAAUUUUAAACCUUAUAAACUGUAAUGAAAUUAAGUUAAUUCUUGACAUUGAGGUAUUUGUUAGGUAUGAGAUAAUAAUAUUUGUAGGUAUAUUAGGGUGAAAAUCUUUACAAAUAUCCUGGUAUCUGUAGCAUUUAUUGUGGAUAUUCAAGUCAUAUUUCAAAAUGUAUUAAAUAACAAAUUAUGUUAGUUUUAAAAACAAAUUGUCUGUUUUAUAACAUACCAAAACUUUUUUUUUACGAUUUCAUUGUGAUGUUUAAUAAACUUUAUUCCGUCCAAGUACUUUUUUUUUUUAUCAGAAAUGAAAAUGUAUUUUUCUUGUUUAUUUUUUUUGCAAUCUAAAUUUUACUGCUGAUUGUUGUUACAUGAGAAAAAGAGCUGAAAGAUUUUGUUAAAUUUAUAUUUGUACAAUUAUUUUUAUUUGAAUUAUGAAAUGACUGUGAUACAAGUUUUACUUAUUUUAAUGAUGAUUGAUUUAUGUAUUUAAUAAAUAUCUUUUUGACAACA
Molecule: messenger RNA, 3928 nt
Organism: Mytilus trossulus (common blue mussel)
Lineage: Eukaryota; Metazoa; Mollusca; Bivalvia; Mytilida; Mytilidae
Product: axonemal dynein light chain domain-containing protein 1-like
Exons: 28
Coding region: 74-3349 (1091 amino acids)
Source: RefSeq, a predicted model, not a curated record